AAAGAAGAAGCGGUCCGUUUCUAAACUCCAUAUCCCCUCCCCUCUCUCUCUAAAACUUGAGUCGCAGUUGCAGUUUAUUAUUAGGGCUUUUGGUUCCAGUCUUUCUUUUCCUCUGUUCUGCGACCGAACUUCUUGUUUAAUUCUUUUGAUCCAUUUUUUUUUUCUCGGAAAUUCGUAUUGGCUUCGUCAAUCGUCACCCCUCAUGAAAUCUUUGAGUUCGCUGCUCGCCCAUGGCUGAGGUUAAUCGAUUCCUUUCCAAUCAGCAAUUCGAUCUUGUCCAGAUACUGCAAGAAGCUCAAAAUCGUUGGCUCCGACCAACUGAAAUAUGCGAAAUACUUCGCAACUAUCAGAAGUUUCAACUAACACCUGAUCCGCCCGUUACGCCUCCAGCUGGCUCUCUCUUCCUGUUUGACCGAAAAGCACUCAGGUAUUUUCGUAAAGAUGGUCAUCGAUGGAGGAAAAAGAAAGAUGGAAAAACUGUGAAAGAAGCUCAUGAAAAGUUGAAGGCUGGUAGUGUAGAUGUUCUUCACUGUUACUAUGCCCAUGGAGAGGAGAAUGAGAACUUCCAGCGGCGGAGUUAUUGGAUGCUUGACGGGCAGCUGGAGCACAUUGUUCUUGUGCAUUACAGAGAAGUAAAAGAGGGGUUGAAGUCCGGUAUCUCUCGUUUGCUGGCAAGUCCUAGAUUACAGGUUGAAAGCCCUCAAAGUAGUUCCGCACCUUGCUCUGCACAAGCGAACUUGCAUGUCCAUACACUUCAAACAUCUUUCACAACAAAUCCAAACAGAGUUGACUGGCAAGUGCAAACAUUGUCACCAGAGUUUGAGGAUGUGGAUUCGAAUAAUAAUCCCGGACCUUCUUCUUUCAUUCACCCUGCAUUUGGUUCCACAUCACAUGAUGCUUCUCUGCUUUCACACGGAGUUGCAGGGUUUGCUGAGUUGUCCAGGAACCCCCCUGGCAUUUGGGAUCCUGAACCUAAAUCUUAUCAGGCUGCUGGAUCAUCUGUCUGGGCUGGAAAUCUCAGCUCAACCAGAAGUGAUGACAGCACACAUGACCAGAAAUGUUAUAUUGAACAACCUAGUACUGCGGACGUUAUAACUCAUAAGCUAAGUGAUGCUAAGUUGGAUGCUGAUGUUAGAGUGCAUGAUAUUGUCACCUGUGCUGAUAGAUUGAUAAGUGAAAUAGACGUUCAAGUGGCAACAAUAGCUUCAAAGAGAAAUAUCCAGCAGUAUUGUGAUCCUCAGAUGGUAGAGAAUUUAACCGACCAAGUUGGGAAGAAAUCUGAAGAUGAAGAUAUUUCCUUACCUAAUGAUGGAUCAGCAGAGCUGAAAAAACUAGACAGUUUCGGAAGAUGGAUGGAUAAAGAAAUUGGUGUGGAUUGUGAUGACUCCUUGAUGGCUUCUGACUCUGGAAAUUAUUGGAAUGCACUUGAUGCUGAGAAUGACGAUAAAGAAGUAUCAAGUUUGUCAUGUCGUAUUCAGUUGGAUAUUGAUUCACUUGGCCCAUCUCUUUCACAGGAACAACUAUUUAGUAUCUGCGACUUCUCGCCAGAUUGGGCUUAUUCAGGUGUUGAAACAAAGGUUUUAAUAGCAGGUAGAUUUUUGGAUAGCAAGAAGCAUUCUGCUGAGACAAAGUGGGGAUGCAUGUUUGGUGAAAUUGAGGUUCCCGCUGAAGUUGUGACUGAUAGUGUCAUUCGAUGUCAAGCUCCUUUGCAUGCUCCUGGACGUGUUCCAUUCUAUGUGACCUGCAGAAAUAGGUUAGCCUGCAGUGAGGUAAGAGAAUUUGAGUAUCAAGAGAAACCUCUGAGGAUUGCUAUUAACAGCACACCAGAAGAUGAAUUGCACUUACAGAUACGACUAGGAAAAUUGUUAAAUUCAGGAUCAGAAAGCAAAUCAUUAAAUUGCUCAAUCGUUGAAUGUGAUAAAUGUAAGCUUGAAGGUACUAUAUGUUCAAUGAGAAUCAACACCAGUCACUUGACACCUGGCGAUGCCUUGAUUCAAACUUUGCUAAAGGAUAGACUUUGUCAGUGGCUUAUUUGCAAAAUUCACGAAGAAGGUAAAGGACCGCUUGCCUUGGAUGAUGAAGGCCAAGGAGUUAUCCAUUUGGCAGCUGCUCUUGGUUAUCAAUGGUCUAUGGGCCCCAUAGUUGCUGCUGGCAUAAGUCCCAAUUUCAGAGAUGUACGUGGAAGAACAGGGCUUCAUUGGGCUUCCUGUUUUGGGAGAGAGGAAACCGUCACAGCGCUAGUCAGAUUGGGUGCUGCUCCAGGCGCUGUUGAUGACCCGACUCCAGCAUUUCCAGGAGGGCAAACAGCUGCUGAUCUAGCUUCAAAUAGAGGGCACAAGGGAAUUGCUGGAUAUUUGGCAGAAGCAUAUCUGACAAGUCAGCUUUCUUCGUUAAACAUUAAUGAAAAUGAAAUAACUGCAAUAAUUGACGCUAAAAUUUCCAAAGAGAUUGAUGCAAAAGUUGUCACAUCAGACUUGGGUUUUGAUGACAAUUCCCUGAAAGGGUCCCUAGCUGCUGUCAGGAAAUCAUCGCUUGCAGCUGCACUAAUUCAAGAUGCCUUCAGGAAUCUUUCAUUCCGUCAUAGACAAUUAACCAAGAGCCAUAACGAUAGUCCUGAUAAUUCACUUGACCUAGUUGCUUUGGGUUCUUUGAACAGAGGGCAAAAGUUUAGUCACUUUGAGGAUUAUCUGCAUUCUGCUGCUAAAAGGAUUCAAAAAAAGUAUCGUGGCUGGAAAGGAAGGAAGGAGUUCUUGGAUAUUCGCAGUCGUAUUGUUAAAAUUCAGGCUCAUGUUAGAGGACAUCAAGUUCGAAAGCAGUAUAAAAAGCUUGUUUGGUCUGUCAGUAUUUUGGAAAAGGUAAUACUUCGUUGGAGAAGAAAAGGAGCUGGUUUGCGGGGAUUUCGGGUGGAGAAAGUGAUUGAAGAUGCAUCAAAAGAUACAAAACGAAGUGAUGAAUAUGAAUUUUUGCGUAUUGGGAGGAAGCAGAAACGUGCUGCAGUUGAUAAAGCUCUUGCACGAGUCAAGUCAAUGAUUCAUCAUCCUGAAGCAUGCGAACAGUAUAUGAGACUAGUUUCUAAAUUUGAUAAGUCAGAUGAGUGACAAGGCGAAUGAAGCGUCACAGGGUGUGGAUAGUACAAAAGUUGUAAGUUAUAUGUGAAAAGAGUUGAGGACUCUUUCAAAUGAUAAGGCCUGGUAAUAUUCUUACCUUCUGACUGAUGGUUUGACAUAUUUUCCUUUGGAGGAUUUUUCAAUUGCAGAAAUUAGAUAGGGGAAGGGGAAAAUUUGUAAAUGUUUCUUUCUUUGUAUUUUUCAUAUUUCUUGAUCUCAAAACUGUAAUCAAAUUUUUUCUGGUAUGGGAUUACAAGAGUAGAACAGUUCUUAUA
Morus notabilis is the source of this 3382-nucleotide messenger RNA. RefSeq names its product calmodulin-binding transcription activator 2. Gene Ontology annotation, biological process: regulation of transcription by RNA polymerase II. The record is from RefSeq and is a predicted model, not a curated record. NCBI's taxonomy places the organism in Eukaryota, Viridiplantae, Streptophyta, Magnoliopsida, Rosales, Moraceae. Gene Ontology annotation, cellular component: nucleus. The transcript is spliced from 12 exons. Bases 231 to 3098 code for a protein of 955 amino acids. Gene Ontology annotation, molecular function: protein binding; double-stranded DNA binding; transcription coregulator activity.